Molecule: messenger RNA, 2241 nt
Organism: Sodiomyces alkalinus F11
Lineage: Eukaryota; Fungi; Ascomycota; Sordariomycetes; Glomerellales; Plectosphaerellaceae
Product: MFS general substrate transporter
Exons: 6
Coding region: 1-2241 (746 amino acids)
Cellular component (GO): membrane
Source: RefSeq, a predicted model, not a curated record
AUGCAUACAAGCGAUGCGCCCAUGACUAGGAGGUUGUCAACAGAGGACUUUAGUCACCGCUCACCAUUGGCCCAACUGGCCCCCGCAGCAGCCACAGUCAAAAAUAAACGGGAGAAAAACAGGUUUUGCAAAGACCCGUUCAAAACAUCGUCUUCAUUCCAUGCUCCCGUGCCUUUGGUCUCCCUCGCCUUGUGUCGUGAUGAUCUUGUCUACCUCCCAACCUCCCAUCUUCCGAAGACCGCGUCUCUUCCCCCCGAAAACCAUGACCGCCCGCCCAUCAUGACCCGACCGCCCUCUCCCGGCGCGACGUCGUCGCGUCCCUUCGACCCUCAAAACCACCGAGACGAAGACUCCUCCUCCUCCACCAUAGCUCGCAUCACAUCCUCCAAUUCCUCCUUCGUGGAAUCCUGCUCCUCCAGCACAAAGCACUACCGAGCCCAUCGCUCCCGUCGGGCCGCCACCGCCACCGCCACCGCCUCCGCCCUCCGCUCCCUCUCCUUCGUCGCCUCCGUCGUCUCCGCCCUCUGCGCCGGCUCCAUCACCGUCUUCUCCCUCUACGGCCACAUUUUCCAGGAACGCCUCCAUUAUACCCAGCUGCAGGUCAACGGCCUCGCCAUCUCCUCCUCCAUCGCCCUUUACCUCCCCGUCUCCGCCCUCGGCUACCUCUGCGACCGCGCCGGCGCCCGGCCCCUCUCCUUCCUCGCCGCCCUCCUCUUCGGCACGGGCUACGUCACCGCCGCCACCACCUACCGCAAGCUCGACCUCGAAACCGCAGCAGGCCUCCGCGGCCGCGAUGGUCGCAUUAUUCGUAUUGUCAUUGGUGACGGGGACGGCGAUGGUGGUGGGAGUGGGAGUGGUGCCCCAUAUGCCACCGACUGGACCUACCCCAUCAUGAUGUUCGCGUUCGUGUGCGUCGGCGUAGGGACCUGCGCCAUGUACCUCGCCGCCGUGGCCACCAACGCGAAGAACUUCGGCAAGGGGCGACACCGCGGCCUCGCCCUCGCCGUGCCCAUCGCCGCCUUCGGCCUCAGCGGCAUGUGGCUCAGCCAGCUCGGCAGCCGCGUGUUCUACGAGCGCCUCCCCGACGGCAAGGCCGGCGACCUGGACGUCUUCGCCUUCUUCCUCUUCCUCGCCCUGCUGCUCGUCGUCGUCGGCGUCCUCGGCGGUUUCGCCCUGCGUGUCGUCGACGAGGCGGACAUGAUCGAGGAGGCCGUGGAGGAACUGGAGCGGAGCGGUCUGCUCGAUCGCAGCGCGCUUCUGGAGGGCGGCGCGAGGUUGGCGGGACGUCAAGGCUACGGCGCUGUGGAAGACGCCCGUGGCGUCGAAGGCGUCGCAGACGACGAUGACGACGGCGGCGGCGGCGGCGGCGGCGGCACAAACGAGGAGGACGACGAUGGCCACGACGACGAAGACGACGUCCGACGGAAAAAGGAGUGGGUGCUCAACGCCGAGACGCGCCGCUUCCUCACCGACCGGACCAUGUGGUUCCUCGCCCUGGGCUUCCUUCUCCUGAUCGGCCCCGGCGAAGCCUUCAUCAACAACCUCGGCACCAUCAUCGGCACUUUGUACCCGCCGGCCCGCGACCGUGAUGCCGCCGCCGAUUCGGCCCCGCCCACUUCACCCUCCACCCACGUCUCCAUCGUCGCCCUCACCAGCACCGCAGCCCGCCUACUCACCGGGUCACUAACCGACCUGCUCGCCCCCUCGCCCGCCACGCGCCACCUGCAAGUCCACGUGACCGCGCGCCCGCCCUUCUUCCGCAACCUCUCCAUCUCGCGCGUCGCCUUCCUCCUGGCCUUCGGCGCCACCCUCUCCCUCGGCCUGCUGGUCCUGGCCGCGGGCGCCGCCCAGGGCCACGGCGAGCGUUUCUGGAUCGUCUCCGGGCUCGUGGGCGCGGGCUACGGCGCCGUCUUCAGCCUCACCCCCAUCAUCAUCACCGUCAUCUGGGGCGUCGAGAACUUCGCCACCAACUGGGGCAUCGUCGCCAUGUUCCCCGCCCUCGGCGCCACGUUUUGGGGGUUGGUCUACUCGGCUGUUUACCAGGCUGGCGCUAGGCAUCCUCCCCCCGGCGUCGGUGGUGGGGGCGACGGAGAGGAGGCCGGCGAUGUGUUCUGCUAUGGGCGGCAGUGCUAUGCGCCCACUUUUUGGGCCAUGGCUGCCACGGUCUGGCUCGCGUGCUUGAUGAUCUUGUAUGCUUGGAAGGGACACAGGGGGUGGUCGCAGCGGGGAAUCAUUGUUUAG